Aureobasidium vineae is the source of this 255-nucleotide messenger RNA. Lineage: Eukaryota; Fungi; Ascomycota; Dothideomycetes; Dothideales; Saccotheciaceae. The record is from the annotation of a GenBank genome assembly.
AUGUUCUUCUCUUCCGCCCUCCGCCUCCUCGUUUGCUGCUUCGGCAGCAACAACAACACCAACAGGGGCCUGGCCACCCCCGCCACCAUCGUAAGCUCUCGUUCUCUCGCGUUGACCUACUACAUACAACUGACGCACAUCACACCANNGAGCGGCCCGCGUAACUUUACGCACAAGAGGUCGGGCAACCCCGACAUCCCGCUGCGUGCCUUUGUGAGCACGCCGCCGCCCUACGUCCAGCCCGAGCGCCCCUAA